AUGGCCUUUGCCGACGCCUACCUAGGCGACUCGGACGCAGACGAUGAGUAUGAGCGGAGCGUAGUAAUAUCGCCUCACCUUGCCGAGGACUCCGAAGCCUCUCCAACGGACUCUGAAGGGCCUUCGACGGAAAAUACUCCUACUUACGGCAAGACCGAUGAGCGUGGCUCGCCCAAGGCCGUCAUAACCGAUUGGACAGCAGAGGAGUGUGCCAAAUUCGUGGGGAGUCUGGGCCUGCUGCAGUACCGUGAAGCGUUUCUGGAAAACGAGAUCGUUGGAGAGGCCCUCAUUGCUUUAAAACACGAUGAAUUAAAGGAGAUCGGAAUAUCCAGCGUUGGACAUCGGCUGACCAUCCUUAAAAGUGUAUACGAAGCGAAAGUAAAGCAAGGUGUACCUAUAGACCCUGACCAUUAUGUUCCUCUAUCGGCGGAUAAGAGCAACGCGAAAGACGCUGCUACCCAGGACGAUAUUGCCCUUCUCAUCCAAUCCAUCAGACGGCGAGACGACAGGCUCAUGGCUGCAGAAGCAGAACUGCGGAAGCUCGCAGAUGACUAUCGGAGGCUCCGUGAGGAAUUGCUACCGGUUUUCAAAGUCGCAAAGGACAAAUCAGCACCCUUACCAUACCAACCCCCGUCAGCUGUAUCAUAUGGUGGAUCCACCGCUACCGCAUCCGAAUCAUAUAUCCACGACCCUGCAACCUCACCCUCAUUCCUUGGCCAGGAGAAGGCCGGCAGUGGUCUCACUCGAACAAUCUCAAGGAAACUCUUCGCCGGCGGCUCUACCCCAAAGACCAAUUCCCCCACGCAUAUACCACAGUCCAUACCUGAAGGGAGAACCUUCUCAGACUCAUCCACCCUUGAUCCAUCCGCAGCUGCCAUGGCGGCCUCUUCUCACCUCACAGCUUCUAUGACCAGUGGCCAGCCCUCCCCCAAGGGCAUGCCAUCACCCACCUCUCCCAACAGCUUCUACACCCAGCAAACUCUAGCCUCACGAUCAUACACCCGCGACCCUCCAUCCUCCACCAAUAACCGCACAGCUUACGAUCACUCCGAAGAAUCACAAGGACAGCAAAGACAAGACCUCUCCGGCAACCAGACCUCAAACUCUUCAAGCCGACAAGAGCAUCCCGCCAUCAGCACCUCCAGGAGUGGAGGAUCAAGCGGCAGUGGGGGCCAAUCAUCCAACAAUGCACAAAAUUCAUCAGAUUCAGGCCCCAGUGUCGAGAUAUUCAAAUCCUUCCGUGUCUCGAUGGAUGACCCAUGCUAUAAAGUUCUUCCCGCCGCACUUAAGAAAUACAAUAUCCACGAAGAUUGGCGGCUAUAUGCUUUAUAUAUUGUCUAUGGCGACCAGGAGCGGUGCCUAUCACUUGAAGAGAAACCCCUAAUCCUAUUCAAACAACUUGAUAAAGAUGGUCGUAAGCCAAUGUUCAUGCUUCGACGACAAGCACAAAUGGUAGACGGGCAGGUCCCUGGCAUAUAUACCUCAGGAAACGGCGGUGGAACGACAAUUGGCUUCCCACCUGGCGGCAGUGGCUUCGACUCUGGCAAUACCAACACAUCUAUCUCUUUGGGCGGACUACCUUCUGGGGGUUCAGGUGGUCAACCAAGUGCCAGUCUAAGAUCGCAGCCUACACAACAAAAUUCUAUACAGUUACCUGGCGGAGUCUUAUAA
Microsporum canis CBS 113480 is the source of this 1671-nucleotide messenger RNA. Its product is annotated as protein kinase regulator Ste50. Bases 1 to 1671 code for a protein of 556 amino acids. Gene Ontology annotation, molecular function: protein binding. Gene Ontology annotation, biological process: signal transduction. NCBI's taxonomy places the organism in Eukaryota, Fungi, Ascomycota, Eurotiomycetes, Onygenales, Arthrodermataceae. The transcript has 3 exons. The record is from RefSeq and is a predicted model, not a curated record.